Messenger RNA from Topomyia yanbarensis, 1389 nucleotides. RefSeq names its product elongation of very long chain fatty acids protein 7-like. Gene Ontology annotation, biological process: very long-chain fatty acid biosynthetic process; fatty acid elongation, polyunsaturated fatty acid; fatty acid elongation, monounsaturated fatty acid. The coding region runs from base 288 to 1184 and encodes 298 amino acids. The record is from RefSeq and is a predicted model, not a curated record. Gene Ontology annotation, molecular function: fatty acid elongase activity. The transcript has 5 exons. Gene Ontology annotation, cellular component: endoplasmic reticulum membrane. NCBI's taxonomy places the organism in Eukaryota, Metazoa, Arthropoda, Insecta, Diptera, Culicidae.
UGCUGAAAUUUAUAAAAGCUGGAAAAAAAAUCAACUACCGCGGUCCUACUAUCGAAAAGUACUGUAUUAGUAACAAACUGACCGCGUGGAGUGGUGGUGGCAAUCGUGUCACAAUGACGCGACUAUUUAUUUAGUAUUCUUCGCUUGCUUUGUGUAAAUUUUUCAGAACCGCCGGAACAGUUUCCCAGUUUUACGCGUGAUUUGAAACGGUACGGGUGUGCCGGAGUUGGCUUGUAUCCAGCAGUGGUUGCUGUAGUGAAAAUUGUUUCUUUUAAACGAUAGCAAAGAUGUUGGUGCUACAAUACCUGGCAUCGUUCUAUCACUACGUCAACUAUGAAACUAGUGAUCCUCGCGUGAACAAUUGGUUGCUUAUGGAAACACCAUGGCCAGGAACUGCUAUUCUGGCAUUCUAUUUAAUGUUCGUUCUCAAGUGGGGUCCUAAGCUGAUGGAAAACCGGAAGCCGGUGAAACUUGAUAAUAUCAUCAAAGUGUACAAUAUAGUGCAAGUAUUUCUCUGCCUCUUCUUAUUUGUCGAAGGAUGGCGAUUAGGAUAUUUACGAGGAUACAACGUUCUAUGUCAGCCGGUUGAUUAUUCAAAUAACGAAGUACCGAUAGCGAUCGCACGCCGGGUUCAUAUUUACUUCCUGGUGAAGGUCAUAGAUCUUCUCGAUACCGUAUUCUUUGUAUUGCGCAAAAAGCAGAAUCAGGUCAGCUUUCUCCACGUGUAUCAUCACACAGGAAUGGUGAUGCUUUCUUGGAGCGGAGUCAAAUGGUUCGCAGGUGGCCAUGGUGUAUUCAUGGGAUUCCUAAACAGUUUCGUGCACGUAGUUAUGUACUAUUACUACUUCCUUACGUCGGUUAGUCCCAAGUAUAAGGGCAACGUCUGGUGGAAAAAGCAUAUCACGCAAUUGCAGAUCAUCCAAUUCGGGCUCAUCUUUCUACAGUGGUUCGUGCUGGCAUUCCAACCAAAUUGUGACUUCCCUAAGUGGCCUUUGUUUGUGCUGUUACCUCAGAAUCUUUUCAUGUUUGCACUAUUCCUUGAUUUCUACUAUCAAGCGUAUAUCAAGAAAAAGCCGGUGGAAAAGGUCGAAGUGCAACAACAGAAGACGUUGCGGAAUGGAGAGUUCAAUGACCGACACAAUCCGAGAUUCAGCAAAACGAUGAUUGAUUGUCACGAUGAUUAACAAUCCUGCGUGGGUUGUUAUCAGUAGCCGUCUGAGAAUUUGCCCAUAGUUGCUAAGUCUGAGUAGCAUUUAAUGUAGCGCUAUUUUAUGUAAGAACAACACUCAGUGUGUGUGUGAACGAAUUUUCGAACGCGGGGUUGCAAAGUAAUGCAAAUCUGUUUUUCGUUUGUUACUUUUCUAGUUCCGAUGUAUGACCCUGGAUGAC